CUCUUCGUUGCGUCUCAAGUUCCACGUUCCAAACGCCACCGGUUUCGUCUCUGCCUCAUCCCUCUAUAUCUAUCUUCCCCCCUUCUCCCCAUGGCACAAUAACGAGAGGAAGAAGAGAAGAAGAAGUCUGCGGCAUUAGUUAAAGAAGAAGGAGACAUAAGAGCGAUGGGGAGGAGGACGAGAGACGCGGAGGCGGAGCUGAACCUGCCGCCGGGGUUCCGAUUCCACCCCACCGACGAGGAGCUCGUCGUCCAUUACCUCUGCCGCAAGGCCGCGUGCCAGCGCCUGCCGGUGCCCAUCAUCGCCGAGGUCGAUCUCUACAAGUACGACCCCUGGGAGCUUCCAGAGAAGGCGUUGUUCGGGCAGAGGGAGUGGUACUUCUUCACCCCCAGGGACCGGAAGUACCCCAACGGCUCCCGGCCCAACAGGGCCGCCGGGAGCGGAUACUGGAAAGCCACGGGCGCCGACAAGCCCGUCUCGCCGCCGGGAAGCGGCCGCCCUCUCGCCAUCAAGAAGGCCUUGGUGUUCUACCACGGGAAGGCGCCUCGAGGCCUCAAGACCGACUGGAUCAUGCACGAGUACCGCCUCGCCGACACCAACCGCUCCCCCAACAGGAAGGGCAGCCUAAGGCUAGACGACUGGGUGCUCUGCCGCUUGUACAACAAGAAGAACAGCUGGGAGAAAAAGAUGCAGGCGAAGGAGGAGGCGGCGAUGGAGACGUCGGAGAUCAACGAGGACGCCGGAUCGGAUAGUUUGCGCACACCGGAAUCCGACAUCGAGCACGCCGGAUUCCCGGAGCUGGAUGAUCUGGUGCGACGAGGAUGCCAUCCCUUCCACACCUUGGAAAAGCUCAAGGAGGAGAGCGAUUGGUUCGUGGACUUGAAUCUGGAGGAGUUGCAGAAUCCUUUUGCCGGGAUCGCAUCUCUGCCCGUGGUCGAUGUGGUGAACCAAGAGUGCUGCUUCUUCCCAUCUAUGGGAUCUCCGUAUCUCAAGACCACCCAAAUCAUGCCACCAUUCUGAGCUCCAUCGAUCCGCCGAGAAGACAGAAGCAUCUGUACAUAGUGAAUAGAGUAGGACACAUUAAUCCACUGCUACUGCAGCAUUGGCAUUCAUUAGUCACGUUUGCACUCUGAUGCUAUGUAAUACCACAUGGACAUCAGCUGAGUGAGUGUACAAGGAUUUUUACAGCAGUAGGUAAUGAAGGAGGAGACUUGAUUGAUACCAA
Messenger RNA from Musa acuminata AAA Group (dessert banana), 1225 nucleotides. Its product is annotated as NAC domain-containing protein 68-like. The transcript is spliced from 3 exons. Gene Ontology annotation, molecular function: DNA binding. Lineage: Eukaryota; Viridiplantae; Streptophyta; Magnoliopsida; Zingiberales; Musaceae. Gene Ontology annotation, biological process: regulation of DNA-templated transcription. Bases 166 to 1020 code for a protein of 284 amino acids. The record is from RefSeq and is a predicted model, not a curated record.